Molecule: messenger RNA, 954 nt
Organism: Chrysochloris asiatica (Cape golden mole)
Lineage: Eukaryota; Metazoa; Chordata; Mammalia; Afrosoricida; Chrysochloridae
Product: cell surface glycoprotein CD200 receptor 1-like
Exons: 6
Coding region: 1-954 (317 amino acids)
Biological process (GO): regulation of neuroinflammatory response
Cellular component (GO): external side of plasma membrane
Molecular function (GO): signaling receptor activity
Source: RefSeq, a predicted model, not a curated record
AUGGAUGUCAAAGGCAAUACUCAUGAGAACUCAGAAGAAAGAGAAGAGAGUUGCAGUAGCAGAGAUGGCACAGAGGAGAUCACGACAAUGUCAGUACAGGUGGAUGAAAAGAUUGUGCUUUCCUGCCCUUGCGUCCCACCGACAGUGGACUUCAUCAUGGUAACUUGGAAGAUAACCCUCAGAAACCAAACUAACUGCCUGAAAGCCUACAGGAGAGAUAGAAAUGAGACAGCAGAUACCAACUGUACUGAUAUGGGAGUAACCUGGGCCACCAGACCUGACCAGAAUCCUGCCCUUCUGAUUGACCCAGUGACCAUCAUGCAUGAGGGGACUUACAGCUGUGAAGUGGUAAUAACUAAAGGGAAUUUCCAACAUGACUAUCACCUUCAUGUGUCUGUGCCCCUUGAGGUGAGCAUAUUUAAAAAAGAUACUAGAACUGUGGUGUGCAAGGCAGUUUCAGGGAAGCCAGCUGCAUGGAUCUCUUGGACCCCAGAGGGGAAGUGUGUCACUGAGCAAGGAAAUCAGAGGAAUAGUACCGUGUUUGUCCAGAGCGCAUGCUACUGGGAGGAGGACAAUGUGUCUACUGUGAACUGCUCUGUCUUCCACUGGACUGGAAACAAGAGUCUGUCCUUAGAACUAAACUCAGGUAAAAGAAGAUUAGAAAUACAUACUAUUCUGUAUAUCACUCUUCCUAUUUGUGCUGUCUUUAUCAUUUUGAUCAUCUGUUUUUUGAAAACCAUUGGCUGCAGAAAAUGCAAACUGACAAAAACAGAAACUAUUCGAGAUGUAGAGGAGGAUGAAAUGCAGCCCUAUGCCAGUUAUACAGUGAAGAGCAACCCACUCUAUGAUACUACAAACAAGGUGAAGACAAAUGCAAGCAGCAGUGAUGGAUCUCCAUAUCUUAUGAGUUAUCAACAUCUAGGACCAGGACAAAUAAAUCAAGAGACAGUAUAA